AUUGUAUACAACCUACAUUUUUGUCAGUGGUUGUUUCUAAGGCUUGAACUCGUGACUUUUUGAUCACAUGACAACAACUUUACAAGUUACUCCAAGACUCGCCUUUUUGAGUGUUUAACUAUCCUAAGAAUUGUGUUACUCCAUCAUCUAACUUAACUGGCAAUUAAGUAGUAGCAUAGCGUUCAUUCUUUUUAGAUACAGAAUGUGGUGUUUGAUGAAUUGGAUCGGAUUGGAUGUAUCACAUUCAUUUUACAUCUUUCCCCGUUCAUUUUUACCCAAACCUCCAAAGAACUAAAACAUUGAAGUAGCUAGAAAUAUGACUUUCAAUUUAAGAAUCAGUAAAAUUGAUCAAGACUAUAUUCCAUUUCAUUCACAGGGAUAAGUGCUCCAUUGACGAUUAGCAAGGUUUAGAAACAGGAAAUUUGUUACCAGUGGCCUUUUGGACUUUUACUGAAGCAAGUAAAUCCAGUGGGAAUGACUGGAAUUAUAAUUAGUUGGUCAAAGAUGUUGUCUUUUUAUGUGGAAGGAUUGCAUUACUACCAAUUUAAUAUCUUUUUCAUCAAUUGGAUAUUUUCCUUUAUUAGAAAUUUCAAAGAUUUGGACUAAGGUAUAUGAUUAAGUGGUAACUUUGAUUGUAUUUACUGGUUAUUAUUGUUAGUCUUCUAUCAGACUGCCUCCAAAGUCUCAUUGCCCAUCACCUAGGAACUUUCUUACUACGUCUUUACUUAAUAAUGAGAAAAAACUCUUUCAAAACUGGUGUUUGGGAGUGAAGAUGUUGUUGGUUGAAUUAGUUCUCUUGCUUUCUUGUUUCCAUUUAGUUAGCUGCAACAAUACUCUUUCAGACACCUUGAUACCUGGCCAGCUCCUUUCCUUUUCAUUAGGACAUACUUUAGUAUCCAAACAAGGGAAAUUUGAACUGGGUUUUUUCAGUCCUGCAGGUGCUUCUGAUAAGCUCUUUAUUGGUAUAUGGUAUUCAAAUAUAAAGACCAAAACCGUGGUUUGGAUAGCAAAUAGGGACAACCCCAUUCGUCCUCCGUUCAAUAAUUCUCAUUUAGAGUUGUCCGAUGGAAAUCUACAACUCUUGGAUGCACGUACACAAAGAGUUUGGAAUUCUAAUUUAUCCGCAGCCUCAGCAUAUGCCAAUAGGGCAGUACUUCUUGAUUCUGGAAAUCUCUGUUUGACAAAUGGCAUUGACACACAGUGGCAGAGCUUUGAUUAUCCUACAGAUAAAUGGUUGCCUGGUGCGAUGAUUGGAUUUGAUAAGACCACGAACACACUCCAGAAACUUACUUCUUGGAGGAAUUUGAAUGAUCCGGCUUCAGGAAGCUACUCUUUGCAAUUAGGACCGAAUCAAAAUGGAGAGUUAGUUGUUCAGCGUAACCUCCAGGAGCAAUGGUGGAGGUCUGAGCCGUGGAAUGAAGGAGGGUUUGCUAUUCUAGCACAACAAAAUCGUUAUAAGAAUUUAUUCAACUUCAGUUAUAAUGCAGCUGAAGAUGGUAAAUACAUUACUUACAAUGUCUUUGGUGAAUUUGACAUUUCUCGAAUUGUCCUAGAAUUUAAUGGGUCGAUGAAGCAAUGGUUCUGGUCUAAAGACCAUCAAAAUUGGCAGGUAGUGUGGUCUGGACCUACUGAUAAUUGUGACCGAAUAAAUCAUUGUGGUGCUUUUGGAAUUUGCGACAUGAAUGCCGAUCCACCCUGUGAAUGUUUACAAGGUUAUGAACCGAAGUUAAAGUUAGAUUGGGAUAUUAAUGACUAUUCGGGUGGGUGUGUGAGGAAAAUUCCGCUGCAGUGUGACAACAAUAACAAAGGUUAUGUCUGUAUGCAAAAUGUAAAAACUUCCUGCAUCAUCUGAAUCAAUGCAAGUAGGAAAUGAUCAGAUCUGUGAAUAUAUAUGUUCAUCUGACUGCUCAUGCAAUGCUUAUUCUUACAGCACUAGUGGAGAGUGCUUAUUAUGGAAUGGCGAUCUGAUCGAUCUGUCAAGAAUACCUAAUAAUUCACGUCAAGUAGUGUUCAACAUUAAGCUUUCUGAGCGCUCCAACAAAGGAAAGAAGAAACCACUACUGGUAGGACUAGCAGCAUCCAUCACUUCUGCAAUUUUUCUCUGUGGUACAUGCUGUUAUUUUCUAUGGAGAACAAAGCUCAAGGAAAAAGGGAUUUUGGGAAAGAAAAAGUUCAGAGAAAUUUUACUUUUUGAGUCAGCAACUGAUUUGUCAAAACCUGGAACUUCCAGUAAUAAAGGACAACAAAAGAAAUGUGCCGUUGAACUGAAGUUCUUUAAAUUACGUGAGCUGAAAGCUGUGACGGACAAUUUUUCCCCUCACAAUAAGGUUGGAGAAGGAGGUUUCGGGUCUGUUUUUAAGGGUCAAUUGCUAGAUGGGCAGAAAAUAGCUGUGAAAAGGCUAUCAACUCAAUCACAGCAAGGUAUCAGUGAGUUCAAAACUGAGGCCCUUCUCAUUGCUAAACUUCAACAUAGAAAUCUUGUUAGGUUCCUUGGCUGCUGUGUAGAAGACGAGGAGAAAAUGUUGAUCUACGAAUAUAUGCCAAACAAAAGUCUAGACUAUUUCAUAUUCGAUGAGAGCAGGAAGUCGUUGCUUGAUUGGAAAAAGCGGUAUGAAAUCAUUAUUGGAAUAGCCAGAGGGAUACUCUAUCUUCAUCAGGACUCAAGAUUAAGAAUAAUACACCGUGAUCUGAAAGCUAGCAACAUUCUUUUAGAUGAAGAUAUGAACCCCAAGAUAUCAGAUUUUGGUACUGCUAGAAUAUUUAGUGGAAAUCAAAAUGAAGAUAAGACUAAUCGAGUCGUUAGAACAUAUGCCUAUAUGUCACCUGAAUAUGCUCGAGCUGGUCUCUUCUCCAUAAAAUCUGAUGUCUUUAGCUUUGGUGUUAUAUUAUUGGAGAUCAUUAGUGGCACAAAGAACACGGUCUCUUAUACUAGUGAUUCCCCUCCAAAUUUGAUAAGACGGGCCUGGGAGUUGUGGAAUGAUGGUAAGGCGUUUGAGCUGGUAGAUUCAUCAAUAGUUGAUUCUUGUUCCAGUGAGGAAGCACUGCGUUGCAUUCUAGUAGGACUAUUGUGUUUGCAACUCAAUGCAGCAGACAGACCAACCAUGUCAACAAUUCUGUACAUGCUACGUAUUGAAGCAACGGUUCCCUCCCCGAAGCAGCCCUUCAUUACCCCUAACUCAGACUCGAUUAUUACAGAAAUCACAUCAUCUUCGAUCAAUGAGGUGACAAUUACAGCACCUGAUGUUCGUUAGUUGUCUGAUAUGAUUGUGCAUUAGUGUUAUCUGUUGCUCAAAUGUAUGUAGUUGUCAUUACUUCCCAAAGUAUGAAGCAAUCUUCUAUGAUUCAACGCAUUAUGUUUUGAUAGAUUUCAUCGAACUAGUUGAUCUUACGUUGACAGCUCCUCAUCACAGAAAUAUUGAGACAACAGUGCUCUUGUCUGAUGAUCAUAAUAUCAUUGUUGUAUUUGAUACAUAGUUAGCUCAUGAUCUUGUUAUGAA
Messenger RNA from Capsicum annuum, 3497 nucleotides. Its product is annotated as G-type lectin S-receptor-like serine/threonine-protein kinase B120. The coding region runs from base 1857 to 3251 and encodes 464 amino acids. Gene Ontology annotation, biological process: protein phosphorylation. The transcript has 7 exons. The record is from RefSeq and is a predicted model, not a curated record. Gene Ontology annotation, molecular function: protein kinase activity; ATP binding. Lineage: Eukaryota; Viridiplantae; Streptophyta; Magnoliopsida; Solanales; Solanaceae.